UUGAAUGUUUCAGCCCUUAAAGGGAAGUAAUCGUUGGAGGAACAAGUCCCAAAGUUUCCCGUGUUUUCUCCCUUGUGUAUUCGUUCAUUUACGCACAAGGUUUACCCUACACUGGCUACCGCAGUGUUUUGUCCUUGGUCGGCUGAAAUGUCCAACCCUAGUAUAGCUGAUAUCCACUGUGUAUACACAAGUGUGUGAACAGCUCAGGAAAUGUCAAACCAUUCAUCAAGUGUUUCAAUCUACUCACUGGGGCCUAAGCCUCGAGGAAACCAAAGACCACAUCCUGCCCCGACGGUCACACUCAUAGGAACAUCGAACACACCCGGAUGUUGAUCUAUAAUACUUAUUUAUUUAGUUUACACUUAUGUUUAAAUAUAACAAUACACUUCUCUACACACCUGCCCACUACACAUACAAUAUGAUGACAUUAAAGCUGAACUAUUAUUUCGCGAUUCGGGAAACUCCGAUAAAGUAGAUCGACAUUGAGAAACAUUUUUGGAAUAGAGUACACAGCUCUUAGUUCCGCCAUCUUGCCAUUCCUCGUCGUGACCACAGCAAGAGAAAUAACUAAGUUAUUUUACUGCGAAAUUGAGAGAAAGAUUUAUUUCAGGACAGAGUGGAGACCACGUGGUAAAGACUCUGCCUCCGACAAACUUGGUCCUGUACAGGGGAGACCACUGUCAACAAUGUCUGCUCAUCCGUCGUCUGGUCAGGAUCAGCGACCUAUAGGAGAAGGUGGUAGACAGAGUCGUAGAGGCGGUGGUCGGGUCAAAGUUUACCUACACGCUGUGACUGAUGAACAGGUGGAACUACUUACAGAUACAGUGAACACACGCCCCCUGGAAGAGGUAAAGAAAAACACAGGCGCUGACAUACAGUUUGACCCCAACCCCUCACCUGUACCAGGUAUGAAGAUUCUUAUCAUCCGCGGUCUUCAUUCUCAGAUCGAGGCUGCAGUCAGGCUCAUCAGCCAGAAGACUGGUAUAAAGGACCCAUUACCAGACCAGGCCCAGACAUUCUGGCUACAGUGGGUGGAGGCCGCAAGACAAACCGAUAAUGUGGACGGUGUAUGUGAAUGCGAAUGA
Molecule: messenger RNA, 1085 nt
Organism: Pomacea canaliculata
Lineage: Eukaryota; Metazoa; Mollusca; Gastropoda; Architaenioglossa; Ampullariidae
Exons: 6
Coding region: 687-1085 (132 amino acids)
Molecular function (GO): RNA binding
Source: RefSeq, a predicted model, not a curated record